Cylicostephanus goldi is the source of this 420-nucleotide messenger RNA. Lineage: Eukaryota; Metazoa; Nematoda; Chromadorea; Rhabditida; Strongylidae. The record is from the annotation of a GenBank genome assembly.
AUGUUAGAUUUUUUCUACCGCAAAGUAACAAAAGAGUGGCGUGUUUUCGCCGAACGUCACCACCAGCAGCAGGAGCCAGGUUUUAUUUGUAUAUUUAGAGCUGCAAUCGCGAAGCUGAGAGGAGCGGGCUGCAAUCGCGAAGCUGAGAGGAGCAGGGUGAGAGUGAGAGGAGAUGGCCCUGAGGAGGCGUGGCGCUCUCUGGAGGUGCGGGGUGGAUAUCCAGUCUCGUCGAUAUCAUUCCUUUGCUCUUCUUCCAACUCACUUUCUCAAGCAAUGCUACCUAUCCCCAAAAAGAGCAAAGUCGAAGCAGCAGCUCGACUAGACUGGAGCGUCGCCAUGGCUGGGAUUGUACGCCAAAGCAAAUUUCGUCAUGUCUUCUGCAAACCGGUGAAACAUGAGCAGUGUAUGUCGGAUAUACGU